Molecule: messenger RNA, 3765 nt
Organism: Mizuhopecten yessoensis (Yesso scallop)
Lineage: Eukaryota; Metazoa; Mollusca; Bivalvia; Pectinida; Pectinidae
Product: max-binding protein MNT-like
Exons: 8
Coding region: 159-1949 (596 amino acids)
Biological process (GO): regulation of transcription by RNA polymerase II
Molecular function (GO): RNA polymerase II cis-regulatory region sequence-specific DNA binding; protein dimerization activity; DNA-binding transcription factor activity, RNA polymerase II-specific
Source: RefSeq, a predicted model, not a curated record
UCAGGGCCAAGUGUUUUGGUCUAGCCAUCGCCAUCUUAUGUUGGUGGCUCGACAAAACAUUGAAUGUUGUAAUAUACUUAGGAGACUGAUCAGAAAGUGACCAGUCAGUGUGACUGAGGAACAAUCCUGUUACCGUUUCGAGCAGAUCGGCAAGGGAAAUGAGCCUGGAAACCUUGUUAGAAGCGGCCGAAUUUUUGGAAUGGCGUAACCAUUCCAGAACACGUGUUGAUUCGGGCCCCCGGGAUCCGCAUGGCUAUUCCGUGUUGUCUAUGAACGAUUCCGAUGGAUCACCUGAAUCGAGCAACUCGGGGAAGCUAUCGGGGAAUGAGGGAGACGGCAAAGACAAGCGCCGUGCGGGCGGAGCUGGAACACGUGAAGUCCAUAAUAAGUUGGAAAAGAACAGGAGAGCUCACUUGAAGGAAUGCUUUGAGUUUCUGAAAAAUCAAAUCCCAACCCUUGAAGACAAGAGGACCUCUAACCUGAGUAUUCUCAGAGGGUCGCUGCGUUACAUACAGGCGCUGCGGAGGAAGGAAAAGGAGUAUGAACUGGAGAUGCAGCGCCUGGCUCGGGAAAAAAUCAGCCUCCAGGAGAGAAUGGCUAUGCUGAAGACUGAACUUGUCAGGAUGAAUAUAGAAGUAGACAUCAACCAAUGGGCGACCAUCCCUGACGAUCAGGACACCAACUCCACCUCUACUGCCACAGAGCAAGGAAGUCCUAUCUGCAGUGAGGAUGAAGAUGACGAUGAAAUAGCUCGUUCUCUCAUAACUGUACACGAGGUAAAGAUUAACAAGACCAUACAUAAGUCAUUGCCUCACCCCAUUGUGAGUCAAGCCUCCAUGACAGUCCUGAAGGUCUCAAAUCCCAACCCUACUCCAACUCGUACCCUUGGCAACAACACCACCAGCAAAGUUCCCAUGACUACCUCAACAGUUUCCAUGCCAGCCAUUCAGACGACUGGCAGUGUAAUCCAGCAGACAUUGGCUGCGGCUGUACGUCCCCCAGUGACCCAGAUACUGGCCCGACAGCUGCUUCAGCGACAACAGAGUGGCACCUCCCAGGGGGCAGUGCACGUGUCAUCAACUGCCACCACAAGUGCCAGUGGUGCUGGCAAGCUCCACCCAAAUCAGAUGAAAUCCAUAACCCAGUUGAGGGCGCCACUGUCACUUGGCUCAUUCGGUGGUCCUGCUAACGCUGCCCAACUGGCUGCCCUCAACAAGCUGGCAGGCACAGCAGCAAUGUCCAUCCCCAUGUCCAACAUCAACUCUGCAACCAACCUCACACCCCUGACAAAAGCCCUGAACCAACCCAUACUAAUGUCGUCCGGCCUACAGCUCACCACACCCAUGGUGACUUCAGUCACGACAGCAUCAUCCCAGAUCUCCUCGGCUACCACGAUAACCACAGCCUCAGCUUCUCUAAUGUCACUGGCAGCUAUGCAGAAUGGCAUGGCAACAUCAGCAGUGUCACAAGCCACACAUUCAAUGGUCAACGCUGCUCCUAUUAACAACAUUCGCCCCACCAUUAUCGGGGCUGGACCACACCACGCAAUUAUGACGGCUCCCCUAGCAGCAUUGAUGCCACAGACAGUUCCAAGGACCACUAUGGGCGGUCUGUCGGGUAUAGGCAACAUGGUUGGCCACACAUCCAUGCAGCAACUCAUAUCGCUGGCUCAGAUGGGUCAGGCCGGCGGAGCGCAUCUUGUGUCACCAAUGGUGAUGUCACCAAACGUUCAGCUGGCAGCUGCGACUCCAGGACUAUCCCAGUCACAGAUCAAUAUGUUAACAUCACAGCAACUGCUACAACAAUUUCCCAUCUUCUCUCCAGGCCUGUUAAAAGGCGGACAGAUGAUUGGCCAGCCAGUUGUUAAGCCUUUUGUAGUUGUCACGGUACCCAGUGUCGUGGCAACCACAUCGGCACCUAGUAUUCCCGUGACAACCACUGGUUCCUAGGGAACUAUGAGUUGUGACGGCUUUGUAUUUAGAGAUGAUAUUUCAGCAAUAUUGUUAGGGCUGUGUCACUACCACUUGUUCCCAUUGAGUUUUGAAUUUGGACUCCUAGGGAGCUAUUGAAUUGUGAAUUCUUCAUGUGAGAGCUAGGAUAUUUUAGCACUAUUGAUGGGCAGUUCUGUGUUACUUAAGUAGAUUGACAGUUUAAAGUGCUAGUAAGAAUCAAACAACGAAAUAGGUUACUUUUAAAGAUGCAAGAAAAACAGAUAUUAUUAAAAUCACAAUCUCCAUUUUUCUUCGCAUGCAUUUUGUAAGUAUAGAUAUUAAUAGUAAUAGAUAAAAAUAGGCCCACCACUAGAGUAUGGGAUUGGUACUUUAUCAGGUGGUCAAUCAUCACUAGGGAUUCCAACUAUUGGUGACAUCAGCGCUAUGUCACUGUCUCGGGCUACAACAUUGACACGUGGCUAUAAAUAGCUACAGUAGAGUAUGGGUAUAAUCAUAAGUUGAGUAAUAUAGAAUAAUUAAAUAGUCUUUACUUCGAACACCAAAUUGUCAUGGGCUACAAGAUAGAUGUUUAAUCCUUUGAAAUAUGCAACAGCGAUUAUAAUCUACGAUCAUACCAACAUUACAUAAACCACAUUAAUUAAGCGGAUUGACCAAAUGUACACGACUCCAAGUUUCAUUACACAUAGUCACACAUCACCUUUGAGGUGAAUCAACAAUUAUCAAACGCAGAAGGUCAGCUCGGUCAAUAUACAUACAUUCACACUAAUACAUAUACUAUGCAUUAAUAGUCUGAAGAUUCUCUCGGACAAGCAUAAAGUGCUAAAGGAUUUUUCUGGCUAUUUUGACAAUCAGAUAUUUAAUUUAGAAGCAGAUAUCAAGGGAUUCAAUGAUUUUCCAAAACCUUUCCUGUAUAGAAACUGAUAGUAGGGAUUCAAAGGGUUUCUAAAAUCUUCCUUCAUAGAAGCAGAUAUCAAGAGAUUCAAUUGGUUUCUAAAAAUCUUCAUAUGAAGUGGCAGAUGUCAAGGCAUUCACUGGAUUUCUAAAACCUUUACGAUAUAGAGGCAGAUACCAAGAGAUCAGUUUGUUUCUGACAUUCUUCUAUGUAAAGGAAAAUUUGUUUGAAUAAUAUAAGAUUGUUGAAGAGAUAUCAAAAUUUUCACAAAAUGUGCUAUUAUACAUGCUUUGGUUGAAUGUGAUAUAAAGAAUCUCAAAGCACUUUACAUGUUAUUAGAAAUGAUACGUAGGAAUUAGAAACUUGUUUGACAUCUGAGGUUUAUUUUCCUUGUAUCUAGUCCUAAUGUACAUUACAAGAGCAAGUGGACUACUGUGCUGGAACAGGGUCUCCAACCUGUGAAAUGUAGAAUUUAAUGAUCCUUUGUUAUUGUGGUAGGACCUACCUCCAAAUAUUGCUGAAAUAUUAGUCUCGUUAACUGUCUGUGAUGACUUUGAUUCCAACAGUAGUGUGAGUAGUUUUAGACAACAUUUACUGGUAGACAUUUUUAAUAUUAAGUGCUUUAUUUAAGUGACACGUGUACAUGUCUGUUGUAUACUCCAUGUUAAUCUUCUGUACAUAUACUCCUAGAGGAAGCUUGGUCCAUUGGGUGUAAGAGAGCUGUUACGUGAUUGGUGAUGUAGAGGAUGAGUAAGGGUACAGAUAGGGGAGGUUGUUUGUGUGUAGUUCUUGUUUUGUAAAGGAUGAGUCUUGAGUGAUGAUGCUACCGAGAGGGGAAGACGAUAGCAUGUGUAAUUGUUAUUUAUCACAUAGCUGUUGAAUCUUGUUAUAGUAAUACAAGCAAUGUUCGGACCAUGAAAU